Phytophthora nicotianae INRA-310 is the source of this 456-nucleotide messenger RNA. RefSeq lists its product as hypothetical. NCBI's taxonomy places the organism in Eukaryota, Oomycota, Peronosporomycetes, Peronosporales, Peronosporaceae. The transcript is spliced from 2 exons. The record is from RefSeq and is a predicted model, not a curated record. The coding region runs from base 1 to 456 and encodes 151 amino acids.
AUGGUGAGCUGCGGGACGACCCUGCCGCUGGACGACGUGAUGCUGCUGCUACAGGGCGACGUGCUGCUGCUGCUGCUGGAUGCUAAGGAAGUGGUGCUGGACGAUGUGCUGCUGCUGGUCGCCGAUGCUCCCAAUGGCAAGAAGGCGCUUGUACGCCACGAUGCGCCCGUCGAGGAUGCCGGCUUUGUGCAGCGGUCGAAGCGCACGAAGGACGCUCCCAGAUCCUUUCGCGUUAACAUUCUGGGUCUUCAAGAAGGCAAGCAAGCCCUUCUCAGCCCGGCGACCGGCGUCGAGGACUUGAUCCUUGUAGUCUUCAGCCUCGACAUCAAGCGUCCAGCCGCCGACGAUGAAGAGCUUCAUGAAGGCCACCACUUGGCGCGAUUCCGACUUUUUCUGACAGUCAGCACAGCUCCACACUGGAGGUACUUUCGUGUACCACUCGAACCAAGUGGCUGA